ACAAAGCGUGAUUAUUAUAAUGAAAGCGAGACUGCAAGAAUAAUAAUUAUUUUUCUACGAAUUAAAUCUUCCGUCGGCAACAUGUUACUUGUGUCCCCUAUUACGAUUUUGUGACUCGCGAACAUAUUAGAUAGCGGAUGACCAUCCGAAAGUCGUGUCAGUCCGCCUAUGCAAAAAGGACAAUAUCGUAAUGUUUGUAAAUGUUUAUGAAGUUUGUAUUAUAAGCAGUAAUGUUAUACAUGUAUACAUAAUUUACAUUAUGAUAUUGCUCUUUUUACACAAAUUUUUACAACUAUUAAAAGCUCAUCCUAAAAUGUUUUUCCGAGGAAUCGAAUAAGUAUGGCUAGGCAAUUCUGUCGACUCGGAUGACCUAAGGAUUAAACUCAUUCUGAAAAAAAAAAAAAACAAUAGGGAAAAGUAAUUGCACAACAUUUUGCAAUUAUGUCGCCAGUCACAAUUAGAGACAGCAGUAGUCGAGGAAAAUAUCGUCGCAUCGAUGCGUUGCACGAUAUUUACCGGGCACGCACGGUAGUCGUACGGUAAUAUUGUACAAGCCGGAACGCACACAAUGUUGUAAGUUUAUGGCGGCGGCGGCGGCGGUCAGCACGGUUGCCAACGUUGUCUCGUCGUUUUUGGUAACCGCACCGGUGGUGGUGGUGGUAUCAGCUGCCUUCGCCGCCGCCGCCGCGCAACGUGAUAAAGACGCACGCACACACACAACAUUGUGAUCGCGUUUUUGAGGUUAUGUUAUGUUUUGGAAGAGGGUUUUUGAAUUUUUCAAACUCAACUGCGUAGUGCCGAAAUUUCCGUAUGGCCACCGUCGGGGCCUUUGCCGUCGCGAAAGUGUUUCUUACCCACCACGAAUGGAUACGUUUUUCAAGGAUCGUCUGUUAUUCGUCGUGGCCGGAUGCACAGGAACGGGAAAGACAAAGUUAGGCGUGCGCCUGGCCAAGGCACUCGACGGCGAAGUCGUGUCAGCUGAUUCGAUUCAAGUGUACAGAAACCUGGACGUGGCCACCAAUAAGGCGACCCAAGAAGAGACUCAGGGCGUACCUCACCACAUGAUGGGCACGGUAGACUGGGACACAGAAUUCAACGUUCACGAGUACAGGAAACAAGCGCUGAAAAUCAUCCGUGACAUUUACUCCAGAGGAAAAGUGCCUAUCGUGGUCGGAGGCACUUACUAUUACAUCGAAUCGAUCAUAUACAACAAUCUGGUGUGGUCGAAAACUGACGACGAAGUGGACGAAACUUUGGACGACCCGUCGGCGGCGGAGGCCACAGACUUGUCGUUGGACGCGUUUCGCCAGUACCGCAUGUUCCGGCACAGCAACGACGCCGUGACGGCCGUGGACACCGCGGACGCCGCUCGACACUUGUAUCGGGAGACGUUGGCCGAGACGGCUCGCUUCGUCAAGCACACGGUGUCCAAGCUGUCGCACAAACAGCGCCGGAAUACGUUUGCGGACGCCGCCGACGGUCCGGUGUCCAAAAGCGGCGGCGUACCGCCGGUCGAGCGCGAGCUGUCCGCUCUGUACUCGCACGGAGUGCGGUGCUUGGACGCCUUGACGGCGGCCAUACGCGACGGCCUGUCCGCGGACACCGUACGAUUCGACGUGCUGGCUGCCGACGGCGAUGGCCGCUUUUCGUGCGCUGACGUCCAGCGCCGACUCGAGUCGCUGAUGGCCCUGGCGGAAAAGCACGAAGAAGCCGUGAAAAACGCACUGUACAAAAUGCAUCGCGAACUGGAAAUGCGGGCCCAACGCGUCAUGUUGGCACUUUUGGCCGACCAAGAAAAAACCGUGGUCGACCUACUGUCGCCUGAAAUGCUGAAGGCCCACGCUCUUUACUUUGACCCCGUUACCGCCAACACGCUUCAUCCACACAAUGUUCGCAAAGUUUUCAGGUGCAUACAGAUUCACUUGAUGCGAGGCCGGAGACAGAGCGAACUGCUGAAAGAGCAGAGGACCCGAGUGAACGGAUCCGACGUACCGGUGGUCGCCUUGAGGUUCCGUGAGGUGCACAUGAUGUGGCUGACGUCCGACAUGGACGUUUUGGGCAAGCGAUUGGACGAACGAACCGACCAAAUGAUCGACAGAGGACUGAUCCGGGAACUGUGUGAAUUCAAAAAAGACUUAUCCCGUACAAGGGGCGUGUCAGACUUCAACGUGGAUUUUACCAAAGGAAUUUUUCAAUGCAUCGGACUGAAACAGUUUCAACAAUACUUGGAGUUGCCGGAAGAAAACCGCGAUACGCAAGAAGGCCGUAAAGCCCUGGAAGACGCUGUGCUAGCCAUGAAGCUGGUUACGAAAAACUACGCAAGACGUCAGACGCGAUGGAUUAACAACCGUUUUCUGCACGCCAGCGACAAACAGGCUACAUCCAUCUACAAGUUGGACUGUACCGAUCUUAGAAACUGGGAUCGACUAAGCGAACAGGCUGUCCACUUAGCCAAUGUGGUAGUUGGCCGCAAACCGAGACUGGACGAUACGCUCAAGCCGAUGGUCGUGGACAAACAGCCAGCCGUCGCACCAGUCUUCGGCAAUUUCCGUUGCGAGGAAUGCGAUCGAUUAUUUUGUAACGAUGUACAGUACAAUAUUCACAAGACGUCGAGGAAACACCAAAGAGUGUCGUUGAAGAGAAAACGAAGGUCACAAGAUAGUGGAUCGACCGAAUCAAAACACAAGAAUAGCUAAAUUACGAUAUGCAAACUACCGUGUUUAUAGUGAUACCUUUGUUCCUAAAUGUCUUGAUCAAAUACGUCUUGUCGAACGAUACCGAAACGUUUUGAUAUAGACCAGCCUAUGUAUUUAUUUUAGUUAGGCACAUUAAAAUAUUAAGCAUUUUGUAACAAUUGUAUUUUUUCAAAUUCUGCAUUUUGUUUGUAAAGAACUUGUCAGUCCUUGUUUUAAGUUUUACCUGUGACCUAAUGUGUUUCUAUUUUUAUCUUAUUUAUAAUUUUAAUUCACUUUGAAAUUUGUUAUUAAAUGUGUAUUCUUAGUAUGAAGAACGAGACUGAUUAUGAUAUUUACAGUGAAUAAAUGCAUGCAGGGAAAUCUAUUCAACGUAAGCCGCUAAAUUUAUUAAAAAAAUAAUUACAACUUUGUAGUUUUCCUUUUGGAAAAAAAAAUGUUUUUUAUUUAUGUUAUUUUACAAUGUUAAAAAUUUACCCUAAAUGAGCGCUGUCAACUUUUGAAAUUUAAACCAUGACUUUAUGUAACAAGAAUUAUUUGCCGAUAAUGCUGAUGUGUCGGUACCCAGUUUUGAAUAAUUACUUGUAAAAAGUUCAUGAAAUAUAAACGUUACCGUUUGUGUGUUAUGUUAAAUGGA
Messenger RNA from Adelges cooleyi (spruce gall adelgid), 3330 nucleotides. Its product is annotated as tRNA dimethylallyltransferase. Gene Ontology annotation, cellular component: mitochondrion. Lineage: Eukaryota; Metazoa; Arthropoda; Insecta; Hemiptera; Adelgidae. The transcript is spliced from 8 exons. Gene Ontology annotation, molecular function: tRNA dimethylallyltransferase activity. The record is from RefSeq and is a predicted model, not a curated record. Gene Ontology annotation, biological process: tRNA modification. The coding region runs from base 750 to 2696 and encodes 648 amino acids.